Arachis ipaensis is the source of this 3691-nucleotide messenger RNA. RefSeq names its product BED zinc finger and hAT dimerization domain-containing protein DAYSLEEPER (gene DAYSLEEPER). Gene Ontology annotation, molecular function: DNA binding; protein dimerization activity. Lineage: Eukaryota; Viridiplantae; Streptophyta; Magnoliopsida; Fabales; Fabaceae. The record is from RefSeq and is a predicted model, not a curated record.
CCUGUUUUAAAAACCUUAUCUGGUGCACAAGUACGCGAACCAUAAGGCACAACACAACACAACAACAUAACCCUAGAAAGAAAAUUAGGAAAACUCCAAAGGUCCAAUUAGCUUCUCGGGUUCGUUCCAACAAGCCCAAUCUUCAUCUCUCUCCGGUGAUUCCGAGCUUCUUUUCGUUCCAGAUCAGCGCUUUCUUUGUCAGAUUCCCUUCGCGCAGCUGGGAGAUACCUAUCAAGACAAGAUGACAACUCUUGAAACAGACAAAGUGGCGGAGACCCCUGAUGUGAAAAGUGAGUCCGUCAAUGCUGAUCCUCAACCUACCAAUGAUCUGGCUAAAUCCAAAACUCAGCCUGAAAGCACUGUGGAAGAUUCCGAGCCUCAGCCCAACAAGGAUCUCUCGGAUUCCAAAACAGAGCCGGAGAAAGUACUUCCUGCAUCUGAAAGCCAGGUCACUAGUGAUGAUGCAAAUACAGGAGUAUUGCCUAACCCCGAAUCGGACAACACCAAAGAACCUUUGAACAACGAGCCUGAGAAAACUGAAGCACUACCCAACAACCAGUCAGGUGAUACUGGGCCCCCGGACACUAAUCAACCUGUAGACACCGAGGUACCACUUAACAAUACGUUAGUCAACUCUGAAGCUACUCCUGAGGCACCAACCACAAAUGAGCAGGUUGAUUCUGAGGCAAUUGCAAGCAAUGGCGUGGCUCAUUUUGAAACACAGACCAGUAAUGAUGUCACUGAAACACAGCCCAUUGAUGAGGUGACACAGCGCAUUGAUGAGGUGACUUUCUCUGAAACACAGCACACAGAGGUUAUUUUCUCUGAGACUCAGCAAAGCAAUGAAGUUAUGUCUGAAAAACAGCAAAGCAAUGAAGUUGUCAUUUCUGAAACUCAGCCCAGCAGUGAGGUUGUCAUGUCUGACACGCAGCCUAGCAGUGACUUAGUAGCCCCUGAGACACAGCCCAGCAAUGAGGCAGCUAUUCACGAAGCACAUGCUGGCCAUGAUGUGGUAAUGUCAGAAGCUAUACCUGAACAUGAGUUGGCCAAUUCCACAACCGAUCCCAACAAUCAGCUCUCCCUUCCAGAAAAUCUUCCUGAUCAUCAUCAAUUCACUGAUCUCCAUAUGAUUCCAGAAGACCACUUGCCUCAACCUGAACCACUACCACAUUCCGAACCGCUUCCUAGUUCUGAACCACUAUCAGACAGUCAUCUUGCAGACAUCAAACCAAUACCUGAAGAUCACCUGGCCCACUAUGAUACUCUGCCCAACAAUCAUCUGCACCAUUCUGAGGAACUGUCCAACCACCAGCUAGCUAACUCUGAAGCACUGUCCCAUGAUCAGCUAGACAAUUCCCAAAUGAUACCUCACUAUGAGCUGACAAAUAAUGAAACGCUGCAUGACAAUCGGGUAGUCGGUUCUCAAGCACACUAUGAGAUUGUUAAUGCUAACAUACCAAGCUAUGAGAUUGUAAAUGCUGAAACUCCACUGAACCAUGAGGAACAUACACCAGAAACACAGCCAAGCAAGAGGAGGAAAAAGAAAUCUAUAGUCUGGGAACACUUCACCAUAGAAAAUGUCAGUGCUGGAUGUAGAAGGGCAUGCUGCAAGCAAUGCAAACAAAGUUUUGCAUACAGUACUGGUUCAAAAGUUGCUGGGACAAGCCACCUUAAACGCCAUAUUGCCAAGGGAACAUGUCCAGGGCUUCUGCGUAACCAGGAUCCGAACCAGGUGACUCCAUAUACUCCACGAUCAAGGGGUGGUGGUUCUGGCAAUACUACCAAUACACCGAAGCGGCGUUAUAGGUCGCCUAGCACUCCUUACAUCCUUUUUGAUCAGGAUCGGUGCCGCCAUGAGAUUGCUAGAAUGAUCAUUAUGCAUGAUUACCCCCUUCACAUGGUUGAACAUCCGGGUUUUGUUGCAUUUGUUCAAAAUCUGCAACCCCAGUUCAACAUGGUGACCUUCAACACUGUUCAAGGAGACUGUGUGGCAACAUACUUGAUGGAAAAGCAAAACCUUAUGAAGUAUUUUGAGGGAUUACCUGGACGUGUAUGUCUGACGCUGGAUGUUUGGACUUCCUCCCAAUCUGUGGGGUAUGUGUUUAUUACAGGACAUUUUGUUGACAGUGAUUGGAAGUUGCAGAGGAGAAUUCUCAAUGUUGUGAUGGAACCAUACCCUGAUUCUGACACUGCCCUUAGCCAUGCUGUAGCUGUAUGCCUUUCUGAUUGGAGUUUGGAGGGCAGGCUGUUUUCUAUCACAUGUAAUAAGACUCUGAGUGAAGCUGCUCUUGAAAAUCUCAGAACUUUACUUUCUGUGAAGAAUCCACUUAUCCUCAACGGUCAGUUGCUGGUUGGAAAUUGCGUUGCUCGCACUUUAAGCAAUGUUGCAGAUGAUUUGUUGAACUCUGCGCAAGGCAUAGUCAAUAAAAUCCGGGACAGUGUAAAGUAUGUGAAAACAUCAGAAUCUCAUGAGGAGAAAUUCCUGGAGCUUAAGCAGCAACUUCAGGUGCCUAGUGAAAGGAGCCUUUUUAUUGAUGAUCGAACCCAAUGGAACACAACUUAUCAGAUGCUGGUGGCGGCUUCGGAGCUAAAGGAAGUGUUUUCUUGUUUGGACACAUCUGAUCCUGAUUACAAGGGGGCUCCAUCGAUGCAGGACUGGAAGCUGAUUGAGACCCUUUGCACAUACUUGAAGCCCCUUUUUGAUGCAACAAACAUUCUUACCACAACACCUCAUCCCACUCCAAUUACCUUCUUUCAUGAGGUUUGGAAAUUGCAGUUGGAUCUAUCUCGUGCUGUUAUGAAUGAGGAUCCUUUCAUUAGCAACCUUACUAAAUCUAUGCAAGAGAAGAUUGACAAAUACUGGAGAGAUACUAGUCUGAUUUUGGCACUUGCAGUAGUAAUGGAUCCUCGCUUCAAGAUGAAGCUUGUUGAGUUCAGUUUCACAAAGAUCUAUGGUGAUGAUGCCCAUGUGUAUGUCAAGAUUGUUGAUGACGGCAUACAUGAGCUGUUUCAUGAGUACGUGACCCUUCCCUUGCCUCUAACACCAGCAUAUGCAGAAGAAGGAAAUGGUAAUGCGAAGGCGGAUGGAUCCCCUGGAGGAACUCUGUUGUCUGAUAAUGGUCUUACAGAUUUUGAUGUCUACAUCAUGGAAACCACCAGCCAUCAGAUGAAGUCUGAAUUGGACCAGUAUCUGGAAGAAUCACUGUUGCCGCGUGUUCCAGACUUUGAUGUGUUGGGCUGGUGGAAGCUAAACAAGCUCAAAUACCCUACACUUUCCAAAAUGGCCCGAGACAUAUUGUCAGUCCCAGUUUCUAGUGUUCCGGCUGAGUCCGUGUUUGACACAAAAGGCAAAGAGAUGGAUCAGUACCGGAGUUCGUUGCGACCAGAGACAGUGGAAGCCCUUGUUUGUGCUAAGGACUGGAUGCAGUAUGGCGCUGCCGAAUCUUCCAGUGCCCUUGUGAAAAUGGAGUUCUAGAUGUGUAGGUAGUUGUACUGUGUAUGAUGGUAGGUUCCUUUAUUUUCUCGUAGUACCUAGUUUAUGGGUUAGGCGCUCGCUCUCGGUGUAACAUUCUGAGUUGUGAUUUGGAUAAACUGGACGUGAAUAUUUUUAAAUUCUAGAGUAUCUACGUUUCAUGAUGCUAGUAUAUUAUUGAACCAGCCUUUUCGUAAUGUAUCAAUGCUAGUUCCCAAA